AUGAUGAGCCAGUACAGUAUGGCACAGCAAGACCAUGCCUACAAGACUACAAUGUCGAACAGCCCUUGGAACCCAACUCGCAAUUCAUACACUGAUCCUUCGGUACAUGGAGGUUUCGAUAAUGGCUUUUACUCAUCACAAAGGUAUGGUGAUUAUCGAAACAAUACCAGCUCGGAAUCCUUAGUAACAUCGGCCAAUUCAAGUGUCAACUACUCGGCCAGCAACUACAACCUAGCUGGCGGUCUACCUAUUGGUGCCAAUGGUCAAAUGUCACGCGCUGAGUCGACCUAUCCUGCUGCUCCCUCGUUUGGUGCUCGUCCCCCAUCAGGAUCGUAUGGCAAGCCGGUUGGACACAGCUCAUACAAGGCGCCAACCUCUCAGUCAUGGGAGAACCGUGAGCGAUACUCGCCUACCGACUCGGUGGACGACAUCAUCGCAUCACCCAACCUGUCGGAUUACUCUCUGGAGAACGGCAUGACCAGCUCUGCUCCCGGAGGAAAGGCAAAGUCCACUGGCAAAGGUCGCUCACAACGACGACCUUCGAACCGAGACGAAUUCGACGGUCCUCAUCAGUUCCUGCAGCGACCACCCCCAGAUGUCAUUGCCAUGCAGGAACGUGAGCUUCCCCAUCUGCCAACGAACCUUCAUGUUCAAGAACAGGACAAUGUUUUGAGCCAGGUCAAUGACCGACUUUCGCAAUGCGCCUAUGACUUUGUGGCCAAGAUCGAGAAUGGACCGAGUGGGUUUAUCUUCUUAAGCGGCUAG
Fusarium graminearum PH-1 is the source of this 765-nucleotide messenger RNA. RefSeq lists its product as uncharacterized. The transcript is spliced from 3 exons. NCBI's taxonomy places the organism in Eukaryota, Fungi, Ascomycota, Sordariomycetes, Hypocreales, Nectriaceae. The record is from RefSeq and is a predicted model, not a curated record. The coding region runs from base 1 to 765 and encodes 254 amino acids.